AUGUCACAGGUUUUUUUACCCUACGAAAUGCAGCAAAAAAUGGAUAUGGCUGGUUCUGGUGCCGCAACUUCUCAUAAAUGUAAAAUUUCCAUGUUAUGGAACUGGUAUACCAUCGACUCGUGUUUCUUGGCAAGGUCAUGGCAUGUUACAAGCCGUGGGAUGUUUGCUGGAACAUGUAUUGGUAUUUUCUUUUGGGUGAUUUCAUAUUGUUGGCUACAUAGGUUUAUUGUUGAAUACGAUAAUUCUAUCAUCAAUUUCAAGCAAAAAAAACAUGGCAUUGACGCAUGCCAAAGCUGUUGUGGUCCUGCCGGUGAGUCAAACAAUAUUGCAAAUACCGAUGAUUCAUCAGAAGAUAAGCACUCAUCCUCUGAUCAUCAGGUAAUUGAUGUAAAUACAAACAGACCUGGUUCUGAUAUCUGGGCACCUUUACUUCAAACCUUUUCACACAGAUGGUUUAUUGGCUGGCUAAAGAAGAAAGACAAUGUCAUCUAUCCAAACCCUUUAGAACAUAUUGGCCGCUCCGGUUUGUACCUGAUGGAAUGGACCAUUUCCUACUUACUUAUGUUGAUGUGGAUGUAUUACAAUGGUUAUGUCAUUAUAACUAUGAUUUUAGGAUAUUUCUUUGGUCAAUUGAUAUUCAAUUACACACCACUCACCGUUGUUCCUGCUAGGACGUACAUGACUCCAUCCUGUCAGUAA
Pichia kudriavzevii is the source of this 699-nucleotide messenger RNA. RefSeq lists its product as uncharacterized. The coding region runs from base 1 to 699 and encodes 232 amino acids. Lineage: Eukaryota; Fungi; Ascomycota; Pichiomycetes; Pichiales; Pichiaceae. The transcript has a single exon. The record is from RefSeq and is a predicted model, not a curated record. Gene Ontology annotation, biological process: copper ion transmembrane transport. Gene Ontology annotation, cellular component: membrane. Gene Ontology annotation, molecular function: copper ion transmembrane transporter activity.